This is a messenger RNA of Prunus mume (Japanese apricot), 1226 nucleotides long. RefSeq names its product nuclear receptor family 2 group C protein. NCBI's taxonomy places the organism in Eukaryota, Viridiplantae, Streptophyta, Magnoliopsida, Rosales, Rosaceae. The record is from RefSeq and is a predicted model, not a curated record.
UGCUGCCCUCUGAUAAAUUAUAUACGUGUGUAUGUAGCAAAACAAAAAGCCCAAUUUCCCAAUUUCCCAAACGCUAUAACCCCUCUUCUUCUCCUUUUGGGAUAUAAAUUCACUCUCUUCUUCUUAUCAAUCGAUCAGACCAGAAAUCCCUCACACACAAAGAGGGAGACAACAAACCCUUCUGCUGGUUUCUUCUUCUUCUGAUAUCAUCAGAAGAUUCUCAGAGCCUUAGCCAUGGGGAAGAAGAGAAAGUCCAUAGCCACCAGCCUCGACGAGGUGGAUCGAAGCAUGUACACCUCCUUCUGCAGCGCCGCUAAUUCUCUCUCUCAGCUCUACACUCAGGCCAUGAACCACCAAAAGCUCUCCUUUCAAGCCGGUGAACGCCACGCCCUCGAUAAAAUUUAUCAGUGGAUCAGUAGACAACAAGAAGGAGGCUCAAGAGUUACAACAGUGGAUAUAGUCAGUUAUCUUCAGAAUGAGUUGGACUAUUGUGGAGAGGAGCAGCCGUCAAUGUCCCCCAGGGUGCCACUUCAACAUCAGCAUCUUCAGCCCACUGUGCAUUUCACAAACUCAGGUUUCCCAGUUUCUUCUGGCUCAUCUGGCCCAACAAAUACUGGGCAGGGAAUUCGUUCUGAGCAAUGUGAUCACCAAUCUAAAAAUUCAGUCUUCUCAAAUGCUCUGUCAAGCCCUGUUCGCCAGAGUCUUCAGCACUAUCACAUUUCUCAAGAUGGAUAUUACCCAGGUGCAGGUCUGCCAUCUGGAAAUGGAGCUCGAAACAAUGAACCUAGCUUUCUCCACCCGAACCGGGAUGCUAAUCCGCCAAGUUCCAAUGAUACCUCGAUGGACAUGCAUGCAGAUAGUCCUGGUCAUGAUUCUACCUACUAAAAGUUCUUGGACGGAUGGCUGAUCCAAGGAUUCUUUGCCAUAGGACGAUUGAAAAGUCUUGGAAGAACCAUGACAAUACAAAGGUUCUCUUUCAUGCAAUUCCCUAAGUGAAGAAGGCACAACCUGGAAGCGGUAAUGCAAUCAAUUCAAUUUACUUGUCUUAUUUGAGAAAAGCUUGGUCUUUUUCUUCUGUAACCAUCUUUUUGGUACCUAUCCUUCUGUUUCAUUUUGUUUUACCAAAAAACCUGUGUUUCUAUUAGGAAUUGCAUCUAAUGUUGAAAGACAAUCUCUGUAAAUGUAUUGAUUCCGCUUUUAUAUUAUAAAGAUUUCAGUCAUUAAAA